Molecule: messenger RNA, 687 nt
Organism: Panicum hallii
Lineage: Eukaryota; Viridiplantae; Streptophyta; Magnoliopsida; Poales; Poaceae
Product: ubiquitin domain-containing protein 1-like
Exons: 4
Coding region: 211-552 (113 amino acids)
Source: RefSeq, a predicted model, not a curated record
GCUAGCAGCGUGCUGCGUGCGCGACCACCUACCGAUGCAUCCGCCACCGCCCCCACUCCUGCUCCGCGUCCGCUUUUCAGUUCUCCACAGCUCGCUCGCACGUCCUCCCAAGUCUCAUCCCUCCGCCCGCGGCGCCCGCUUCCGCUUCCAGUCCACAGGCGUCUAGAGGGGGGGAGGCCGUCGCCGAUGACCGUCUGAUCGGCCGUCGCCAUGGGAUGCGCCGGAUCCACUCCUAAGACUGACGAUAAUGGUAAGAAGCUGAAAAAACCAAAGCCUUGGAAGCACACUCAAGCAAUAACUCCGGCACAACUCAGACAGAUGCGUGAUGAAUUUUGGGACACUGCUCCUCACUAUGGUGGACAGAAAGAAAUUUGGGACGCACUUAGAGCUGCUGCAGAUUCUGACUUGGCACUUGCACAGACCAUAGUGGAUAGCGCUGGCAUCAUUGUAUCAAAUUCUGACAUGACACUUUGCUAUGAUGAAAGAGGUGCCAAAUAUGAACUUCCAAAGUAUGUUCUAAGCGAGCCGACAAACUUGAUCAGGGAUGGUUAAAUUCGUAGAAUAUAAAUGGUCCAAUGUAUAUUAUGUAAAUCACAUUUAUUCACUGACACGGAUCUUGACCUGAUUGGGACUUCGAUAAAGUUACAAUGUACCAAAAUUCCAAUUUCAGCUGUUCUCCUACUUCUA